Molecule: messenger RNA, 818 nt
Organism: Dermacentor silvarum
Lineage: Eukaryota; Metazoa; Arthropoda; Arachnida; Ixodida; Ixodidae
Product: glutathione S-transferase 1
Exons: 5
Coding region: 87-746 (219 amino acids)
Biological process (GO): glutathione metabolic process
Molecular function (GO): glutathione transferase activity
Source: RefSeq, a predicted model, not a curated record
CCGCCGGACGAGCCGCUACCCAUUCGCGCUCAUCCGCUGACGGUUCGUGGUAGACAAGGCCCCGCUCCUUCGGUCAGUUCGCAGCCAUGCCCAGCCAGGCCCCCAUUCUGUACAACUUGCCCGGCAGCCCACCCUGCGGCUUUGUUCGCUCGCUCGCCAAGCACCUGGGUGUCGAAAUUACACUCAAGAACCUGGACUUUGCUAAGAAGGAGCACCUCAGCGAGGAAUACCUGAAGAUCAACCCAUUCCACAAGGUACCCUCCCUCGUCGACGACGACUUCAUCGUUUACGAAAGCAAUGCUAUUGCCUACUACCUGCUGCGCAAGCAUGCUCCCGAGUCCGACCUCUACCCCGACUGCUACAAGGAGCGCGCACGUAUCGACAUCGUUCUCGCCGCAGUGGCCAGCACUAUCCAGCCGUUUCAGCUGCUCUUCUUCCGUCCACGCUUCUGGGACAACACAAAGCCAUCGGAUGAAGAGGUGGCCUCCUUCGAAACCACCGUCGUCCAGGGUCUCCAACAUCUCGUGAGCGAUGGCAAGUACGCCACCGGCGACAAGCUCACUCUCGCUGACCUUUGCCUCGUCUCAAACCUGUCCAUAUGCCUUGAGAACGGCUCCGUGGAUACUUCUAAGUUCCCCAAGCUGACUGCCUACUACGAACGCAUGAAGACUGAGCUACCUUACUUCGAAGAAAUUUACAGGCCGGCCAUCACCUACCUACAGCAGCGCUGGAGCGAGCUGAAGUAAAGUUAAAAACUGAAAUCCUAGCUCUGUGACCACUUGCGCGUGUCUUCGACACAAUAAACUAUACCGUCUUUC